Messenger RNA from Candida tropicalis MYA-3404, 489 nucleotides. It is a transcript of the gene IMP2, whose product is annotated as endopeptidase catalytic subunit. Bases 1 to 489 code for a protein of 162 amino acids. Gene Ontology annotation, molecular function: serine-type endopeptidase activity. Gene Ontology annotation, cellular component: membrane; mitochondrial inner membrane peptidase complex. Gene Ontology annotation, biological process: mitochondrial respiratory chain complex assembly. NCBI's taxonomy places the organism in Eukaryota, Fungi, Ascomycota, Pichiomycetes, Serinales, Debaryomycetaceae. The record is from RefSeq and is a predicted model, not a curated record. The transcript has a single exon.
AUGGGGGUUUCACGAGGGAUUAGAACAACUUUUUUGACAUUGACAUGGUUUCCUGUGCUAUAUUCGUUUACAAAUCACGUAUAUCAACCAUAUCAAGUAACGGGAUCCUCGAUGUCUCCAACAUUCAAUCCCCGAACAUCAAAUAUGAGUAAUGAUAUUGUAUUAGUACAGAAAUUUAAUGUUAAGAGUCCUAAUUCAUUGUCAAAAGGUGAUAUAAUAAUGUUUAGAUCACCAAAAGAUCCAGAAAAAUUAUUGACAAAGAGAAUUGUUGGAACGCAAGGUGAUGUGAUCCGACCUAAAUCUCCACCAUACCCGAAAUCAGAAGUGAAAAUUCCAAGAAAUCAUCUUUGGGUUGAAGGUGAUAAUAGUUUCCAUUCAAUAGAUUCGAAUAAUUUUGGUCCAAUUAGUCAAGGAUUAGUUGUGGGGAAAGUCAUAUCAGUAAUUUGGCCAUUAAACAGAUUUGGAACAGAUUUAGAAAGGCAAUUAUAA